This is a messenger RNA of Cheilinus undulatus (humphead wrasse), 1559 nucleotides long. Its product is annotated as kelch domain-containing protein 1. NCBI's taxonomy places the organism in Eukaryota, Metazoa, Chordata, Actinopteri, Labriformes, Labridae. Bases 142 to 1326 code for a protein of 394 amino acids. Gene Ontology annotation, molecular function: protein binding. The record is from RefSeq and is a predicted model, not a curated record. The transcript has 14 exons.
GUGUUUACGAAAGUAGAAAGAGACAUUUUUGGCUGCUGUUAUUUUGAGAUUCACAACAUGAUGCAAAAUUAUAUGAGUUUGGAAAGCAAGCAGUAGCAUGCUCAAAGGCUCGUCUACGUUUUCCAUUUUUAGCCGUGAGCCAUGGACUCCGCUUUUGAGAGGCACUGCUCGGAGCUGGUGGCCCGGGAGAGGAGCGGACACACGGCUGUGGUGGAGGACAACCUGCUGUACGUGUGGGGAGGUUACAUGUCAGUUGGUGAUGAUGAAGUUUUUCUCCCCAAUGAUGAAAUCUGGGUGUACGAUCUAGAACAAGGCUCUUGGAGAGUGUUUCACAUGCCAGGGGAAGUCCCUCCUCCGAUGUCUGGGGCCUGUGGCUGCUCCCUGAAUGGUCACAUGUACAUAUUUGGAGGCUGUGAUGACUAUGGACAGACCAAUCAGAUCUACUGUGUGAACCUGACAGACAGCAAAUACACGUGGAGGAAGAUCAUACAUGAGAUUGGCUCGGCUCCCUCCCCUCGAGACAAACUGUCCUACUGGGUUUACAAAGGACAGAUCAUCUACUUUGGAGGAUACGGUCACAAACUGCUGACAGAUGUGGACAGCAGGAACAGGAGCUUCAUUGUGGAUGAAGCCUCAUCGGUAGAAGAUGUUUUCUGGGGAUGGAACAACGAGGUUCAUAUAUUUGACCCUACACAGUCCAGCUGGAGUCAGCCACAGACCCACGGCCGUGCUCCUGCUCCGAGAGCUGCUCACGCUAGUGCAACAUUUGGACACAGAGGGUACAUUUGUGGCGGCAGAGUCAUGGAAACCAGGACAAAUGACAUUCACUGCCUUGACCUUGAAUCAUGGACAUGGUCACAAAUAGUCCCAGUGUCAAGCACCCCGGUUGGCAGGUCUUGGCACACGCUCACAGCUGUAACAGACAGUAGCUUGUUCCUGUUUGGAGGCCUCAGCGUAGACUGUAAACCAAUGAGCGACGGCUGGUUGUUUGACGUUGAAACAAAGACGUGGAGAGAAGUCGAGCAUCCGUUUAAGACAAAGCCAAGGUUGUGGCACACAGCAUGUCCAGGCAAAGACUCUGAUGUCAUUGUGUUUGGUGGAAGUUGUGACUACAUCCUCCUUGUUGACACGGGUCAUUGCAAUGACGCACUUGUUUUCCAGACGCAGCCACAUCCUCUAUUCAGGAUUUGUGUGGAUUACAUUGCGAAGAAUGUGAGGAACUCGGAUGUGCUCAGAAAUCAGCUGCCUUUUCUGCCGCCCAAACUCCUGAAAGCCGUACAGAAGAGGAUGUGUUUCUACAGACCUUCGAAGAAGCAGAAAUAUUAGAGAAAAUGUUACUUUAAGUGCCAAAAACAAACAACUAUUUCACAUGUUUUAUCCAAGUACUGUACUCCCUUAAGUGUGAACAUCUCAGCUGUACUGUAGAGCUGCUUUUAUUUUUUUUUUUAAUAUAUUUGCAAAAUAUUUUAUGAUGUUUUGUUUUACAGAGUUUUAUUUGUAAAGGUUGCCUGCUGAAAUACAUUCAUUUGAUGGUUGUGUGGAUUAAACGGCACAUGGAA